Messenger RNA from Mya arenaria, 11172 nucleotides. Its product is annotated as phospholipid-transporting ATPase ABCA1-like. Gene Ontology annotation, molecular function: lipid carrier activity; ATP hydrolysis activity; ABC-type transporter activity. The transcript is spliced from 48 exons. NCBI's taxonomy places the organism in Eukaryota, Metazoa, Mollusca, Bivalvia, Myida, Myidae. Gene Ontology annotation, cellular component: intracellular membrane-bounded organelle; membrane. The coding region runs from base 349 to 7755 and encodes 2468 amino acids. Gene Ontology annotation, biological process: transmembrane transport; lipid transport. The record is from RefSeq and is a predicted model, not a curated record.
AUUAUAUUCUGCUCAUAAAAGUACUCUUUGAUGUAACAGAAAAUGCUGGCAUUUUAAUAAUACCUUGCUUUAAAUAUCAGAGUUGAGAUUAUUAAUUCUAGAAGUGAUAUCGUCAUAUUUGUGUGUUUUGCAUGGAAUUAUAAAACGAAGCUGUGUAUAUAAUGGAGAACAUGCAACUAUAGUCUUCUGAGUGUUAACUUUAAUCAUUGACAUCUAUCUAAAAUCACAAAUCAAAAUGAUGGAUAGCAGCAGAGCCAACUGACAGUUGACAGAGAAGGUUCCAUAGAAGGGUAGGAAUACGUGAUAGAUUUUUUCCCCCAAGGAGCAGAGCUGUUCACAGGAGCAAGCAUGGGAUUUUUCAACCAGCUCCUUUUGCUCCUAUGGAAAAAUUUCACACUUCGGAAACGACAGAAGUUGCGCCUUGUUGCGGAGAUUAUAUUUCCGCUGGCCCUCUUCUUGAUCCUGUUGAUUGUUCGACUUACAAAACCUGACCUUAAAGUUGAACAUGCAGCUUGUCAUUUUGACGGGAAGGCAAUGCCGUCAGCGGGUAUUGUGCCGUUCGUGCAGUCAUUCAUGUGCACGUACGAUAAUGAAUGUCAUAACAAACCGACACAGGAUGAACUGCCAGGAGUUGCAAACCCAUUCGGCAACACCGAUCUGGCUGCAGCAAUAACUGCACUGGAGGAAAUUUUACAGGACAAUGUUGACAUGACCUUAAUUGAUGACCUUGUAGUGGAGUUUUCCAUGUACGGGGAUUUGUUGAGACUCAUACGGGAUGGCCAAGCAGUGGGCACAUUGGACAUAGGGAGUUUCCUACUAGAUCCCCAGAACCUGACGUCCACAUUGAAUGGCCUUGUGUCAUCUAACACAACCAACUGGCUUAUAGAGGCAGUCAGCAACAGGACAAUUCUGGAUGAAGGGCUUGAUCCAAUAUCGGCCUUCUUUAUUGUUGAUGCCUUCCUGGCCGAGGUCCCCAGUAUAAUCCAAUCUGGAACAGAUACAAGUGCGAUCGUCAACGAAAUCACAGACACCAUACGGACAGAUGUGUGCGAUCAGAACGGCUUGGACCAGAUACUACACUUUCCAAAUGAGACCGUAUCAAAAUAUGUACAUGACGAGUUAUGUAACCUGACCACUCAACAGUUUAGAGAAGUGUUUGAUGCUUUUAUACAAGACUUCAACACCUCAGCUUUCAGAACUUCGUUUGAGAACUUUGUACAACGGAACACAAACCAGUCAAUUAAUGAGGAGUUACUGGAACAGUUACUGGACCUAUACAGUAAAAUGAUGGAAGACCCUGCAUGGCGUCAGCCAUUCUACGACCUCUACAAGGUGUUCAAUGACCUACAGAACCAGACAUCACAGAUCCAGGCCACCACCGGCCAGGCUGUGGGUAUUGCCGACAUCAUUGGGACAUUUGUGUGCGGGCGGAACGGUUCUCUCUUCAAGUUCUCAGAUGACAGUAUUGAGGAUUUCAACAACGAUGAAAAGCCGACAACGGUGAAUCCCGACCUGCAGCAGGAGGAGGAGGAGGAGGAAUUAGACGAUGGGGCUGUUUUGUCCAAUACUUCUAAAGGAGAUUUGUGUUUGAAAAAACCAUCUAAGCAAUGCAAGAACCUGUUUUCGGUGUUGGAGGAAAGUGGCACCCAAACCCGCUGGUUGUGGAGACAGAUUAAACCGUUUGUACAAGGCUGUAUCCUGUACUACCCGGACAAUAUCAAUACAAGGAAGAUCAUCAAUAGUGCUGAGCAGUUUUUCCGUGACUUUGAAAACCUUCGUAACCUAGCAUCGUCAUGGGAACUGUAUUCUCCAGAGGUUUUUCUCUUCCUUAACAACAGCGAUACCGUAGAUGCUCUAAGAAGUAUUGUUGACAGUAACCUUUGUGAGACACUAGCAUCAGCGGCUGCUCGCACCCUCGAAACUCAGGGGGGUGGAGUCAGUUCCAUGUUUAACGCCUCUGCAGCCUGCUCAUUCCUGAAGCGCUACCUGAACAAUGGGCCGAAGGAGUCUGCCACCACUUAUGAUUGGAGAAACUCGCUGAACUACACUAAUGACUUGUUUGAUGUUAUGGCUGAGUACUUGGGUUGUUUCAACUUUGACAAGUUUGUCGGCUACAACAGUACAGAUGUCCUUAUGAAAGAUGGGCUCACCUUGAUUUCAAAAGGCCUGUUUUGGGCGGCCAUCGAGUUUGAAAACAUAGAUGGUUCCUCAAGCCAGCUUCCCACCAAGGUCCAGUACAAGAUACGAAUGGACAAGAACAAAGUUGACUCCACGAAGAGGAUUAGAGACAAAUAUCCUCGUCCUGGUUCCCGGUCUAGGCCUUGGCCUGAUCUGAAGUACUUCCUGAAUGGAUUUAUCUACAUACAAGAUAUGGUAGAACAUGGUAUCAUUCAGCUUCAGACUGGAAAACAGCUGGACAUAGGAGUUGUGACCCAGCAGUUCCCUUAUCCAUGUUAUCUUGAGGAUAAAUUCAUCUACGCUAUAUCCCGCAUGUUGCCGCUGUUCAUGAUCCUCGCGUGGAUCCUCACAACGGCCAUGUUGUGUAAGAGCAUUGUGUAUGAGAAGGAACGACGCCUUAAGGAAGUGAUGAAGAUUAUGGGGCUUGGGAAUGGGGUCCACUGGGCCGCGUGGUUCAUCAACGCCUUCAUCAUGAUGUUUCUCACCAUUGUGUUGCUUGUUGUUCUGCUAAAGGCUGGCAAGGUUCUGGAGCACUCCGAUCCCACCGCAGUGCUGUUCUUCAUGACGGUGUUUGCUACAGUGACGAUUGUGCUCUGUUUCCUAAUCAGCGUGUUGUUUUCCCGCCCAAACCUGGCGGCUUGCUGUGCAGGAUUCAUCUAUUUUCUGUCAUACCUGCCAUACAUGCUGAUGUUACAGUUCGAUGAUGUGCUCACUAGACAAACCAAAAUGUCUGUGGGUCUUUUCUCCAAUGUAGCUUUUGGCUAUGGGUGUAACUUCAUUGCCCUAUGGGAGGAGCAGGCUAUUGGCCUCCAGUGGAGCAACAUGGGUAUCAGCCCGAUAAACGACGAUGACUUCAACAUGCUUCACUGUAUCGGCAUGAUGCUCAUAGACCUCAUCAUCUACGCCCUCCUCACCUGGUACAUAGAGGCUGUCUUCCCAGGUCAGUAUGGAAUACCGAAGCCAUUCUACUUCCCAAUCAAGGCACUGACCAAGUGCUGUAUAUCCUGGGAUAAGAACCAGGGUGGGGAUGCUGCAGAACUCAACAUGAACAACCUCACCAAAGACUCAGAUACAAGGGAGGCGGAGCCUAAGAACAAGAAGAUCGGUGUGGCCCUCCGUAAUCUUAGGAAGAAAUAUUCCACAUCUGACAAGUUUGCUGUGGAUGGGCUCAACCUAAACUUCUACCAGGAUCAGAUUACGUCCUUCCUGGGACACAAUGGGGCUGGGAAAACUACCACCAUGUCCAUCUUGACCGGCCUGUUCCCACCCAGUGAGGGUACAGCCUUCAUCCAUGGCAAGGACAUUCGUGUCAACAUGGACAGUAUCAGGCACAGUCUCGGCACUUGUCCGCAACAUAAUGUCCUCUUUGACUGGCUAACAGUCGAGGAGCACCUGUGGUUCUACGCACGCCUGAAGGGGGCGGCUUCCUCCGAGGUCAAGGGGGAGAUGGAGCAGAUGAUUAAGGACGUCGGCCUGCCACACAAACGUAACGAGUUCUCCAGCAACCUCUCUGGUGGUAUGAAGCGUAAGUUGUCAGUGGCAGUAGCGUUUGUGGGCAACUCUAAGACAGUUAUCCUGGAUGAGCCAACUGCUGGUGUUGAUCCAUAUGCCAGGAGGGCAAUCUGGCAACUACUCCUCAAACUCAAGAAAGGACGCACCAUAAUCCUCUCCACCCACCACAUGGACGAGGCUGACGUGCUGGGAGACCGUAUCGCCAUCAUCUCCCAGGGACAGCUCUGCUGUGUCGGCUCCAGCCUCUUUCUGAAGAGCCGCUAUGGUAACGGAUACUACCUUACCCUUGUGAGGGCGGACAAAGACAUUGAUGAAGAUGCAAUCUUGAAGUCUCAACUGUUUAUCAACUCAGAGACGGCAGAUGUGCGCCCAUUGUCGGCGGGCAGUGUUAGGACCGUCACCAAUGUUGUGCCUGCGAUGGGUCAGGAUGUGGAUGAGGGGUUCACAGAGGGGAAAUCUUACAGUGACCCUCCCACACCCCCUGGGGAAGAAGACACAUUCCCAGGUUUUUCCGUAAAGAAAGUCACAUCAUUUGUUAAGAAGUUUGUACCGGAGGCCAAGCUUGUAGAGGACAAUAUGACUGAGCUGUGUUACCAGCUGCCAGACGACGCGGCACACCGUGGGGACUUUGAACAUCUGUUUCAUGAACUUGAAUCCUCGUAUGUUCAUCUGGGGAUCUCCAGCUUUGGCAUAUCUGAUACCAGUCUGGAGGAGGUGUUUCUGAAGGUAACAGAGGAGAACUAUGAGGAUGCUGGUGAGCGAAAGAGAAUCAAACUGGAUGAAAUGGCGGAUGGUGGUCGUCUGGCCCGGGGAGUGUCUCGGCUGAGUUUCAAGAGAAAGAAAAAGCUGUCCCUGCUUGGCCGAGCCUCGACUAACCGCGUGGACAGCAAGACGGACCUAAUGGCAGAGGAAGAUACAGAGUCAGUGAUAUCACAGCCUGUGAGUGAGUACGGGGAGACUGGUUUCACCCACAGUCAGCAUGCUAAGGUGACUGGUUGGAAACUUACUCUACGACAGUUCAUCGCCAUCUUCCUCAAGAGGUUCCACCAUGUACGUCGCAGCAAGAAGGGAUUCCUGGUCGAGGUUGUUUUGCCAGUGGUUUUUAUCCUGCUGGCAAUGACGUUCUCCCUGUUGACUCCGGCUUUCUCCGAGGAGCCUGCACUCGAGCUUCACCCCUGGUACUACGAGCCUGUCCGUGGAGACCCACACCUCAACAUGUUUUACAGCAAUGACGCUGGGCCAGACAAUGAUGUGGCUAAAAGGUUGGAAGACAUGAUCCAGGAACCUGAAGGGGUCGGCAACCGAUGUAACAAUAAACACACUAUAGACAAAUAUCCGUGUGAGCCCCCAGGAGAUGCCGGCUUCUCCAAGUACACACCCUGGAACAAGACAGUAGACUGUGACUGCAGCACGGGAUGGCAGGUGUGCCCAGAUGGGGCAGCAGGCCCUACACCCCCCACUCGCCGUCUACCCACCGCUGAUAACCUAUAUAACAUUACAGGGCGGGAUGUACCUGACUGGAUACUGAAGACACAUAAUGAGAAUAAGAAACGCAGGUAUGGUGGUCUGACAUUUGGAGACAUUGACAACCUGGCGUUCACAGGGAACCUGACUGAGGUCCAGGCCGCAAUAGAUCGCCUCCUGACAGCAGCUAACAACGGGUCAACUGUCCAGGUGGCUGACAGACUCUUCUGGUCUAACCUCACACUCAUACUGCCCAGUCUGGCUUCCAGUAAUGUGGCCAAGGUCUGGUUUAACAACAGAGGCUGGAUAGCUUCGACCACGUAUAUGAACGUUAUGAACAACCUGAUCCUGCGCUCAAACCUGCCCUCGGGUACAGACCCAGCGGACUACAGCAUCGUCGCCAUCAGCCACCCAAUGAAGAUGACCAAGGACCAGCUCAAUGAUGAAGCUUUGUACAGCAGCUUCAAGGAUGUUGUUAUCUCGAUCUGUGUGAUAUUUGCUAUGUCGUUCAUCCCAGCAAGUUUCACCAUGUACCUAAUUGAGGAGCGAGUCUCCAACUCGAAGCACCUACAGUUUGUCAGCGGGAUCAACCCAGUCAUGUACUGGGUGUCCAACUUCUGCUGGGAUAUGUUGAACUACCUGAUCCCAUCUAUUCUGUGCAUAUUCAUCUUCCUGGCAUUCAACAGACAGGCAUACGUGUCCUCUGUCAAUGGACCCUGUCUCGUGUCCCUGCUCUUCCUGUAUGGCUGGGCCAUGAUCCCUAUGAUGUACCCGUUCUCCCGGUUAUUCAGUGUGCCAAGCACUGCCUUGGUUGUUCUGAAGUCUAUCAACAUUUUCCUUGGAACAGUCUCAACCAUGUCAACAUUCAUCCUUGAAUUUCUGGAAGAAGAUGAUGAGGGGCUGAAGGACAUCAACAAGGUACUGAAGCAGGUAUUCCUACUGAUGCCCCAGUACUGUCUAGGGCGAGGCCUGUUUGACAUGGCCAAGAACCAGCUGUUUGCUGACGUGUAUGCCGAGUUUGGGAUCAACAAGCUGCCCAACCCAUUCAAAUGGGACAUCGUGGGCAGAAACCUGUUCUGUAUGUUCAUGCUGGGCAUUCUCUUCUUCAUUAUCAACCUGCUGAUUGAGUACAGGUUCUUCAUACCUUCCAGAAUGUCAAAGACAUCAAGGACAGACCUGGAUGAGGAGGAUGAGGAUGUUGCAAGGGAGAGGAGGCGUGUCACCUCCGGUGCAGCCAAGGAUGAUGUACUCAGGCUGGAAAAUCUUACAAAGGUUUUCCCGAAAAGGAGCGGCAAGAAGAAGCUGACCGCUGUUGACAAGCUGUGUGUGGGUGUGCCCAAGGGUCAGUGUUUUGGCCUUCUGGGGGUCAACGGGGCAGGCAAGACCACCACAUUCAAAAUGCUUACAGGAGAUGAGAGGCUCACCAAGGGAAAUGCCUAUGUUAAUAACUACAACAUUCUGAACAACAUGGUAGACGUGCGGAGGAAUAUCGGCUAUUGUCCCCAGUUUGAUGCCCUGGACCCCCUCCUGACGGGGGUGGAGCAUUUACGCUUCUAUGCUAGGCUACGCGGCAUAUCAGAGGCUGAUGUGAAACAUGUUGCAGAUUGGGCGAUCCGGCGGCUCGGACUGCUGCCUCACGCUGACAAGAUCUCCACAAACUACUCUGGCGGCAACAAACGUAAACUCUCCACUGCCAUCUCUCUCAUUGGGAAUCCCUCUGUCAUCUUCCUGGAUGAGCCUACCACAGGUAUGGACCCUGGUGCCCGUAGGUUCCUGUGGGAUUGUAUCUCCAACAUUGUCAAGGACGGCAGAUCUGUUAUACUCACUUCGCACAGUAUGGAGGAGUGUGAGGCAUUGUGUGGUCGUCUGGCCAUCAUGGUGAACGGCAGGUUCCGCUGUCUGGGAAGCAUACAGCACCUUAAAAACAGGUUUGGUGAUGGAUACACAGUCAUCAUCCGCGUCUCUGGUGAAUACCCGGACAUGGAGCCCGUCUUGGCUUGGUUCAGUGAAUAUUUCCCAGGAGCAGUUCUUAAGGAACAGCAAAGCAACAUGCUGCAGUACCAGCUGGGAUCCGACAUUAAGCUGUCAAAGUUGUUUGGUCAGAUUGAGGCUGUCAGGGAGCAGUUAUUAAUUGAGGACUACUCUGUAUCGCAAACAACUCUAGAUCAGGUGUUUAUCAACUUUGCCAAGCUGCAGACAGACCUGGCAGAUGAUGAGUUAGAUGAGCUCCCAGCAGACCUGAAAAAUCUGGGUAAAGUGAAUGUGUUACCGAGUGAGGCAGAAGGACUGAGCCUUGCUGGCAGCACUGCUGGCCUAAUUCGCAAUGAAUAUCGCAACAGCAACAACAGUUUCCAACCCCGCAGGCCCGAGACUGACGAGGACAGUUUACACUUUGUGGACGUGGCACGAACUAGGAGGCCUAACUCGUCCCGUCCUGUGAUGGCUGAGAGUAGCACCAUGGACGCACCAAUUAUCAGUUUGCCUUAUCAGGUAAAUAAUGAAAGCAGAGAUUAUGAGGACUACACUGAUGAUGAUGUCAGUAUUGCAUCGACACAGAGAAGUGGCCGUCCCAUUGCAAAAUUUCCUGAUCCAGAAGUUUGAACUGUGUAGACUAGAGAUGACUGAAAUCCUGAGAUUUAUUGAGCAGAGACCAGGCUUUGCUGAUAUGUGAUUAGUUUACAUUUUUCUACGUUCUUGUGCCACAAUUCCUGUGCCACAGUUCCUGUAUUUGUAUUUUGUAAGUUUCCAUGUUGGAUUGGCUUAUAGAGUUGUUAUGUUAAUAACAUUAUUAUAAAUUAAAAAUCAUGAACAGACAUUCCAUGAUUUAUUCAGUGUUUACAUACAUUUGUUUAUUCUAGUAAGCUGUAUCAAGUGAUGCAUAUCCAUGUUAAUGAUAAUGCAUAUGCUUUGUUAAUAACGAAAAUGAGUUGGUAAAUGAAUAUUAAUUUCAUUCCAAAGAGACUAAUUUCUGUGUCCUCUAGGUAUUGGUUGGGAGUGCUUAUCAUGAUCAUUAUUAUGUUUAUAUCUUUACUCAAAGUUGUUGACUGAAGCAAUUUCAGACAAGUGAAGUGAUAGUUAAAGGAUGUAUAUGUACUGUGCUCAUUAUUUUUGAAUCUCUUUACACAUCCAUUAUAUUGAGUCUUUCAUUUUCAAUUGUGCAAGAUUUGUGUUUGUAACUAACAUGAUUAAAUAUUGUUUUGUUUAGUCUGUUAUGUGAUUAAAAUCAACAUUUAUUACAACUUACUAAUGUGCCAAUGCUCCUAGUUCCAAUUUCCAUGUCCAGCAACUCCAAGUUUGAAAGUUAUUGAUAAUGAACAAUCAAUAUUAUAUCCAAUGCACCCAUAAUAUUGUUGGCAUUUACCAUCAAGUUUCAUUUUUAGAAAGCAGAUAUGAAUAAAACUAUUUCUUUUUUAUAAUGGCUUGAGAUUUGAAUUUAUUUACAAAUACUUUUAUUUGAAAAGGCAUGUAGACACUCAUCUCGGGAAAUAACCUUUCUUCCAGUAUUUUUUUUUCAAGUACCAUUUUAUGAAUAAUAUUUUUUAUCUGUAGGGACUUUUUUCGCUCAGGUUCCAAAUUAAAUAUACAACAUGUACCUCUUUAAAUAUAUAGCUUACACUAUGCAAGAGAAGUCAUAGUACUUGAAUAUGCUAACAAGAUAUUUUGUAAAAAAUAGUGUUGUGAGAGUCAGCAUUUGAUUUUGACUUCUUUUUUCUCAGACAGUCGAGGUCUGGGCCGGUGUUAAUAAAACAUCAUAAGACAUUUCCUAACUUAUGUGAUUUUCUGAAGUUAAGUAUCACAUUUAUGAUAUGAUAAGCCCGCUUCAUAGUAAAAUGCUUUAUUUUCAUUGAUUUGGUUUAAAAUGAUACAAAUACUCUUGUACUUUCCUUUGAAUUUGACUAUUGAAUUUGACUUAAGUUAUGAAACGACUUAAUAUGUUUUAUGAAUUCUGGCCAUUAUUUACAUUGUGCUACUUAGGUAUGAAAUUGAAAUUUUAUUAUUAUAAGGUCUAUAAGGUCAUUUUUUUUAGGUAGGCUCAUGGUUUAGUUUGGAAGGAUUAACUAUAUAAGGAAACAAAAACCAUCUAGUAAAAUAUCAAAAAGGAUUUUAGACACCUUAGGAUGUCAGUUAAAUCUUAAUUCUUUUUUAGGUAGAUUCAUGGUUUAUUUUUGGAAAGCUUAACUAUAUUAGGAAACAAAAAUUGUCUACUGAAAUAUCAAAAAGGAUUUUAGACGCCUCAGGAUGUCAAUUAAAUCAGAUGUUCACAUUUAUUUAUUUGAUAUGUUCUACACAUUUUUGGCAUAUUAAGAGGAUAGUUUUAUUGCUAUUAAGAGAUUAAAUCAUGCUAGAUUUAUUUUGGCCUAAUUAGAUGUGAUUUUUUGUAAUCUUAAUCAAAAAAAUAACCCCAAGUUCUUUUUAAUCCCUUAAUGGUAGACGACAUUAUGUCUGCAUAUACCUGGAUAUUGGAGAACUGUUUGAAAUAUUGGGUCCAACAAAACAGUUUAAAAGUAAUUUGUUUAUGCUUGAAUUAACAAUAAUCAUAAUUGUAUUGGCAUCAAGCUGAUGUUUGUUACAUAAGUUUGUGUAAUGUUCUUCUUUUGUUACUGAAAAUUAAAAUAUCAAAAUAGUAUGCAUACAUACAAAUGUAUUUCUGUACUUUGCAUGAACUAAACAAUUGUUAAUAAUUUUUUCACUGUUCAAAGACAUCGUAAUCAAGAUUUUUAGACAGUAAUAAUUAUAAUGAUGUUUGUAAUAAUCAGGACUAUUUACAUUUGCACUUGAUUUUCAGUAUGAUAAAAUUUGCGUUCAUUUUGCAUGAACCCAUGGACCAUUUAUGACUUCAGUAGGCGGAGUUUUGCAAGAAAGACCUGGGUCAUGCAUAUGUAAAACAUUAAUUGAAAAAGCUCGAUAAUCGCGAAGAUUAUAACAACCAAAAUCAUUAAAACACACAAAAAAACAUAAUGGAAAGGGGAAAAUGUAAAUAUAUGGAUUGUUUCUAAUUAUUGCUCCCUCAUGGUUUUGCAAAAAUACAGCUGAGCAUUCAUUCUGGAUGACAAAUGAAAAAUAACAUUCAAUCCAAGCUGCAAGCUAAGUUGUUUGAUGUACAAAUGCACUUGACAUUUCAUUAAACCAUUGGCGAUAAUGAUGCCUAGCAGCCCAAUUUAAUCAUGCUUUCAUUUGAAACGGAAUUGCUUAAUCAUUAAGAUUGAAGAAAACAUUAGGGAUAAAUUACUGCAGUUUGUAUUUUUUAUUUCAACAAAAUGAUGAGAAAGAGCCUAAUUUGCAAUAUUUCAAGGCCAAAAAGCGUUGCUUGGGAUAUUUCUUUCAGUAUAUGUUUUACAUAUUUUUCCCCCACACAUAACACCAUUGAUACCAAAGUCCAAAACUCACGAUCUUCUACAUCAGAUACCUUCAAUGAAGCGUUUUGGAGCAAACAGUGCAUUAUGAUGUUUUGAUUUAUAAGUUUAACUGUUAUGUAUGUUAUAUUUGUUUCUUUUCACCUUUGAAGAAAUUCGAAACAUAUAAUAAUUAAAAAUAUCAUAAUAACCCUCAGAAAAUCUUCAAUAGCUUUUGGAACGAAGAAAAAAUAUCAAUAACUUUUACAGGAUGAAUGAUAUUAACAUAUGCCUUUAAUCCGAUCAAGUAAAGACAAGUGUAUAUUGUUGUGCAUGGAAUCAGUAUUGAACUAGCAAGGGCAUAAAUUAAAAUCUUCAAUUGAAUAAAUCAUUCUGUUACAAAGUUGUCUGCCAAGAAUGUAGAUGAAUAAUUGCUUAAGUUAUUUGAAGACAUGAUCAUAUCAUAUUUCUCGUUUUUCUAUGACAUAUCCUUGUUUUGUUAAUUGUAUGGUAACACCUGUCUGUGAUGUCAUAUACCUUUCCUGUUUUGUAUUUAUUUCUAAUUAAUUUUGUGUUUGCUUGAUGCUUAUACACUUUCUUUUAUGACAGAAACAAUUUUUUUUUGCAUUUUCAAAUGUCCUUUGUUGAAUAAAUGUUUUUCUUAUAUUAAAACAGAUUAUAUGUA